AUGGCAGAGACGAACCUUACUUUAGUGACUGAGUUCCUCCUUACUGCAUUCACAGAAUAUCCUGAAUGGGCACUCCCUCUCUUCCUCCUGUUUUUAUUUAUCUAUCUCAUCACCUUAUCGGGAAACUUGGGGAUGAUUAUUCUGAUCUGUAUGGAUAGCCGGCUCCACCCUCCGAUGUACUUCCUCCUGAGUCAUCUCUCUUUUAUGGACAUCUGCUACUCAUCUGUCACUGUCCCCCAGAUGCUGGCCAUGCUGUUGGAGCAUGGGGCAACUUUAUCCUCUCCACGCUGUGCUGCUCAGUUCUUCCUGUUUACCUUUUUUGGUUCCAUCGACUGCUACCUCCUGGCCCUUAUGGCCUAUGACCGCUAUGUGGCCGUGUGCCAGCCCCUGAUUUACAUCACCAUCAUGACCCAAAAGGCUCGUGUGGGUUUUGUGGCUGGGGCUUAUGUUGCUGGUCUCUUCAGUGCGUUGGUGCGAACGGUCUCAGCCUUCACUCUCUCCUUCUGUAGAACGAAUGAGGUUGACUUCAUUUUUUGUGACCUCCCUCCUCUUUUAAGGCUGACCUGUGGGGACAGCUACACCCAGGAAGUGGUGAUUAUUGUGUUCGCCAUUUUUGUCAUCCCGGCCUGUAUGGUGGUCAUCUUGGUGUCCUGCUUGUCCAUCAUGGCCAUUCUGAAGAUUCCUUCAGCUGGAGGCCGAGUCAAGACCUUCUCCACCUGUGCCUCCCACCUUACUGCCGUGUCCCUCUUCUUUGGCACCCUCGUCUUCGUGUACCUGAGAGAUAACUCCGGCCAGUCCUCAGAGGAGGAUAGGGUGGUGUCUGUGUUCUACACAGUGGUGAUCCCCACGUUGAAUCCCCUCAUCUACAGUCUGAGGAACAAGGAGGUAAAGGAGGCCUUGAAAAAGUUUCUCACCCAUGUCAAGUUGCCCUAA
Carlito syrichta (Philippine tarsier) is the source of this 933-nucleotide messenger RNA. Its product is annotated as olfactory receptor 9Q1. The record is from RefSeq and is a predicted model, not a curated record. The transcript has a single exon. Bases 1 to 933 code for a protein of 310 amino acids. Gene Ontology annotation, molecular function: G protein-coupled receptor activity; odorant binding; olfactory receptor activity. Gene Ontology annotation, biological process: G protein-coupled receptor signaling pathway; sensory perception of smell. Gene Ontology annotation, cellular component: membrane. NCBI's taxonomy places the organism in Eukaryota, Metazoa, Chordata, Mammalia, Primates, Tarsiidae.